AUGGACGAAAUUCGCGCAUUUUUUGAUAAAUAUGUACAGAUUCCAAGGUAUUUUCACAAACUUUCAAAAAAAAAAAAAAACAAAGAAAAUUCAAUUUUUCAGGAGCUUUUCCUUGGAUGAAAAUCAUCACUAUGUGAUUUUCAUCGCUUUAUUUAUUCUUGUUAUUUUUGGUUUAUUGAUUUGUAAUUGUUGUAUAUGUUAUUGGAUUCGACGACGAAAAAGGAGAGAGGUAAGUUAUUCUUGAAUUUUUUUUGAAAUGAAAAAUAAUUGGAAAAAUAAAUAAAACGUGAACUCACGUGAAUAUUUGCGUGGCAUUUUUCAAAUCUCAUUUCUAAAAUUUUGACGAAAAAAAAGCAUGAGCAAGGAAGUUUGCUCUAUCUCACACAUAAUGUUUUUGUGUAUUUCUUCUGGAGUUUGUAAAAAAAUGCAACCCUGGCACACUUUUUCAACACCAGGAAAAGUGUGCCAGGGUUGCAAAAAGUAUAGGUUUUUCAAAAACAGGAAUUUUCCAGAAUUUUAACUUUUAAAAAAUCGCCCCUUAAAAAUCCUCACCUCACAAGCUUUCCAGCUCAUCGAUUAUCCAUCAAACACCCUCCAAUACAUGCGUUUUCCACGAAACCAGCCUCGAAAACCCUACCGUACUCCCGAAAGUACUUGUUCAUCAAGUAAACCAAUUCUAGCCUCGGUCCCAGAAAAUGUCUAA
Messenger RNA from Caenorhabditis angaria, 703 nucleotides. The record is from the annotation of a GenBank genome assembly. NCBI's taxonomy places the organism in Eukaryota, Metazoa, Nematoda, Chromadorea, Rhabditida, Rhabditidae.